UUCAUUCAUUUUUUAAAAAAAGAUUUAUUUUAUUUAUUUGAAAGAGUUACAGAGAGAGGUAGAGCCAGAGGGAAAAAGAGAGAGGUCUUCCAUCCACUGGUUCACUCCCCCAGUGGCCGCAAUGGCCAAAGCUGAGCUGAUCUGAAGACAGACAUCACAGUUACAAAUCUCAGUUUGCAGAAACAGAUGUGCAUAACAAAUCUCUUUAUAUUUCUAUGACUGUUACUGUUUUACAUCUCCAGCCGCACAGGUGGUAGAAAUUUAAUUACAACCAAUUCGGGGCCCAAGGACUUGGACCAUCUUCUACUGCUUUCCCAGGCCAUAUCAGAGAGCUGGAUUGGAAGUGGAGCAGCCAGAACUCGAACCUGCGCCCAUUUGGGAUGCCAGAGCUCCAUCCUGGGGGCUCUAACCUGCUGUGCCACAGCGCCAGCCCCAAAUUGAUCCAUUUUUAAUUUUCCCUUGUCAACUCUCCUCCUGCCCUCAGAAGGUGGGAUUGGCUUGUACUUGAGAAGCAUCCUCUCAAGUCCUUUGUCUAUGUUCCAUGUCUUUUUGUAUCCUUUAUGUUAGUUAAAAUGGGAUAAAAACCAAUCUGGCGAGAAGGAAAAUGUUGAGGGGAGGAUUAGUAUUUCAAGAAUACUAUCCUGCACCCCAAGUAAGUUGAAAGUGAGAAGUUGGAAACUGAGUUAAAGAAUAUGUUGUCUCUAAAGAGAAAUACCCAAAGAAAAGAAGGAAAAAGUUGAGAGGUGCCUUAGGAACAUUUAUGAAUAUUUCAUUCACAGACCAGUGAACAUUUCUACCCUUCUCACUCUAACUCCCACCUGUAUUUGCUUUGUGGGAAUUUUCAGAAGUGAGAUACGUUGCCAUUUUGCUACUUUGUAUCUGAACAUGAGUGUGCCCAAUUUCCAGUGUUUUAUGGAUUUUAUAGCUCGAUAAAUUAUAGACAAUAAAUUUAUAUGAAUGAUUAAAAGCAGUUAACAUAACUGGACAUAGUAAAGCUGUGCAGGGUUAUGUGCACAGGAGGAACUGCAUAAAUGUUUACUAUUUGAAGAAUCAAUGUUAGAAGGUAAUUCAAUAUUAUCUUUUGCUCAAAUGGUAUUUAACAGCUUGGAGAUCAGUACAUAAACACUAGAGAAUGUAUUUCAUUAAAAGGUCUCAGCAAGGCAGUUAGUUGUUGAAGGCUGACAUGGAGACAGGUGUUACAGUGGCUAAGUCACAUCUUGGGAUGCUCACAUCCCGUAUCAAGAUACUGACUGAAAUGCUGGCUCCCCGACUUCUGACACAGCUUCCUGUUUGUGCAUACCCAGGAGGCAGCAGGUGAUGGCUCAAGUACUUGGGUCCUUGAGUUCUGGGCUCCUGGCUUCAGCUUGGCUUAGCUCUGGCUGUUACGAGCAUUUGGAGAAUGAACCAGUGGAUGGGAGAUCUCUCUCCCCUCUCCCUUUCUCUCUCUUCCCUCUUCUACCUUCCAAGUAAAAUGAAAAUAGAUAGAUAGAUGGAUAAAGACUAUUGACAAUUUAAAAAACAAACAAACACCCAAUGCCACUCUACAGCCUGUGUUAAGGAUCCUGGACUUUAACUCUGUGAUUGGAGGUAUUAUUACAGCAAAGAGCUGACUUGCAAAAUGGAUCAUGGAGAUCAAAGGCUAUAAGUUAAGAUGUUUGCCUUUUAAAAAGUCAGCUCUAUGCUGAAUGUCAGUUUGCAACUUUCAUCUGGAAGCUACAACAUGGAUUCAUGGUAUUUGGCUUGGCUUCUGUUCUUUGCAGCUCUUCUGGUGGCUUCUGGCCUGGUAAGGAAUCAAUGUAUAGAAAACAGUUACUUUAUUAUAUUAGGAAAAUUUAGAGCAGUUGAUUCUGAUUGUUAAAGGACGACUGUUUAUUUAUGUUUUGUGUUUUAUAAAUUUCAAAAUGUUAAUUUCAAAUGAUGAAUAUUUUGGUGAAUAGGGGCUGGUAGGGUGUAUAGGGAAGUAAGAAGUAGCCUAACCAGAGAGAAUCAGAGAGGUUGACCACAAGUUAUGCUUUUCUUUAGUUUCCUUGUUGUGUAGCAACUUUUCUCUUGAUGAGAUAGGAAACAUGAGUUUUGAGUCCUUCUGUUUUUACUGCUGGAUGAAAUGUAGAUUGUUGCUGGAGUAAUUUGAGUCAUACGUGAAGAGACAGAUGGGUGUCACAGGUGCAGUCGGUAUAUGUUUGGGUAGAAUGUGAUUUCUCUCUGCUUCUUCAUCAAUUUAGACUAAGCUUUCCACAGUGACAGGUAGUUUUUACCACAAACCAACCAGGGAUUUUAAAUAAAGUUUCAAGUGCCUGAGGACAAAUCCUCUAGUUAUUUAGAAAUAAGUUAUCAGAUUGAGCUGAUAUUCCAUGAAUAGGGAUUAGAACAUUGCAAAUAAGAUACUGUUUAUUUUUAUUUAUUUGUUUAUUUAUUUGACAGGCAGAGUGGACAGUGAGAGAGAGAGACAGAGAGAAAGGUCUUCCUUUGCCGUUGGUUCACCCUCCAAUGGCCGCUGCGGCUGGUGCGCUGUGGCUGGCGCCCUGCGCUGAUCCGAUGGCAGGAGCCAGGUACUUAUCCUGGUCUCCCAUGGGGUGCAGGGCCCAAGGACUUGGGCCAUCCUCCACUGCACUCCCUGGCCACAGCAGAGAGCUGGCCUGGAAGAGGGGAAACUGGGACAGAAUCCGGCGCCCCUACUGGGACUAGAACCCUCUGUGCCGGCGCCACAAGGCAGAGGAUUAGCCUAGUGAGCCGCGGCGCCAGGAAGAUACCGUUUAAUGCACAUUAAAACUGUAAUUGGGAACAAAUGCAUGACACCCUUAUUCUAGGGGUACAAUGACAUUCCUCUGUGAGUGUAGGCUUAUGCAUGGCUAUAAUGUGAGACAACCAAGGCACUCGUUGGUGUCAAAAAUAAUAGUAACUAUCCAAACAGUUCAUCCUCAUAUCUUGCUAAAUACUCUGGAUGACUCUAGUACUUAGAUACAUAAGCUGUAUUUGAAUACAACUGUGCUUUACACUUACAUGAAAAGUUACUACUGUUUACAGAGGACUUUCACAUUAUAUCAUAAAACCUUCAUAGCAUUCACACAGAGCAAGUAUUGACUGUAUUUUAUAGAUAGUCUGAGUUCCAGGAAGGUGCACUGAACCAGCAUUAAUUACUAGAACCAGUAAUACAACCCAGAUUACUGCCUGUCGGUAUCAUUAACUUUUUUACUAGAUGACACUAAGAAAUUUCCAAGGUUUACCUAGAUUUUCCAUUAGGCAUGUUGUCUGAGUUUCAUUAGUCUAUUUUCAGGGGAAAAAGUUCAAUCACAAACUAUUCUCACCUUUUUUCUUAAAUAUUUGAUACUAUCAUUGCAGGCAGACGGGAAAAAUAUGAAAGUAGAACAAGAUCAAUUAUCUCUUAAAUAAAACUUCUUUUAAAAGUAUUGUUAUACAUUAUAAUAAAGUUUCAACAUUGUGAGUGUAUUAGAUUUUUCAAAUGUUGCUUCAUGAAUUCUUUAGAAAAUCAUGUGUAGGAGUGGGCAUUCGGCAAGGCCAUUUAGAUGCUGUUUGGGACACCCACAUCCUAUAUCAGAAUGUAUGGGUUCAAGUCCCUGCUUUGCUUCCAAUUCAGCAGGUACGGUUCAAACUUGAAUUCCUGCCACCCAUGUGAGAGAUCUGGAUGAGUUCACAGCUCCUGGCUUCGGCCUUGUCUAGCCUUGGCUGUUGCAGGCACUGGGGAGCGAACCAGCAGAUGGAAGAUCUGUCUCUGUCUCUUCUCUCUUUGUCUCUCUACUUUUCAAAACAUUAAAAAACUAAAAAAAAAAAAUCAUGGAAUAUCAUGUUUAAAGUGAACACUUAUUUGAAAGCUAGUUUUGGGUUCUUACUUUUGAAGUAAUUUUCUUACUUUCUUUACCUUCAAAUUAAUUUAAUGGGCAGUUUCAUUUUCUGUAUGAAAUGAGGAGGCCAUUUGUUCAAAAAGUCAUGUUAGUCUCCAGUUUAGCUGUCUUGGAUAUAUGGCAGAAAAUCAUUGUUUAGAUAUAAAGUGGAACCAAUAAUGUCAUUUAUACAUGGACAUAAUGAUAAUAUCUUUUUUUUAAAAUUUGUUUAUCUCCCAGCCAACUCCAGAAGACUUUGUUAAAGAUAUAGAUGGUGGAAUUGACCAGGACAUAUUUGAUAUCAAUGAAGAUUUGGGACUGGAUCUUUUUGAGGGAGACAUCAAACUUGGGGCACAAGACAGAAAUUCCAUCAUUGGAGAAAUGUAUAGAUGGCCUCACACCAUUCCAUAUGUUCUAGAAGACAGCUUGGAUAUAAAUGCUAAGGGAGUGAUCCUUAAUGCAUUUGAACGCUACCGUCUAAAAACAUGCAUUGACUUCAAGCCUUGGUCUGGAGAAGCUAACUAUAUAUCAGUGAUUAAGGGCAGCGGCUGCUGGUCCUAUGUAGGAAAUAGGCAUGUUGGGAGGCAAGAACUUUCCAUUGGGGCCAACUGUGACCGAAUAGCUACAGUUCAGCACGAGUUUCUCCAUGCGCUGGGAUUCUGGCACGAGCAAUCCCGUUCUGAUCGGGAUGACUAUGUCAGCAUAAUUUGGGACAGAAUUCUGUCAGGCAGAGAACACAAUUUUAACAUCUAUGAUGACGAAGUAUCAGAUUCUCUGAAUGUCCCCUAUGAUUACACUUCAGUAAUGCACUACAGUAAAACUGCAUUCCAGAAUGGAACAGAGCCAACCAUUGUAACAAGGAUCUCAGACUUUGAGGAUGUGAUUGGCCAACGAAUGGACUUCAGCGACUAUGAUCUCUUAAAGCUGAAUCGAUUGUAUAACUGCACUUCUUCCCUGAGUUUUAUGGACUCGUGCAACUUUGAACUGGAAAAUGUGUGUGGCAUGAUCCAAGGUUCAGGAGAUGCUGCUGACUGGCAACGCGUUUCUCGGGCUUCUGGGGGGCCGGAGACCGAUCAUUCCAACAUGGGCCAGUGUGAAGGUUCUGGUUUCUUCAUGCAUUUCGACAGUAGCUCUGUAAAUGUGGGGGCCACAGCAAGGCUGGAAAGUAGAACACUGUACCCAAAAAGAGGAUUUCAGUGCUUGCAAUUCUUUUUAUAUAACAGUGGAAGUGAAGAUGAUCAACUGAACAUCUACGUCAGGGAGUAUCCUGCAGGCAAUGUGGAUGGUAGUUUAACCCUUGUGGAAGAACUGAAAGAAAUACCAGUUGGGAGCUGGCAACUUUACCAUGUAACAUUGAACGUGGCCAACACAUUUAGAGUGGUGUUUGAAGGACGCAGAGGCUCUGGUGCAUCAUUGGGUGGUCUGUCUAUUGAUGACAUCAAUCUUUCAGAAACACGAUGUCCUCAUAACAUAUGGCAUAUAAGGAAUUUCACACAGUUCAUUGGCAGCCCAAAUGGAAGUCUGUAUAGCCCUCCAUUUUAUUCUCCUAAAGGUUAUGCCUAUCAAAUUUACUUAAAUUUAGAAUCUACAACUAAUGUAGGGAUAUAUUUCCACUUGAUCUCUGGAGCCAAUGAUGAUCAAUUACAGUGGCCAUGUCCUUGGCAGCAAGCCACAAUGACAUUUUUGGAUCAAAAUCCUGAUAUUCAACAGCGUAUGUCCAACCAGCGGAGUAUAACUACAGAUCCAUUUAUGACCACCGAUGAUGGAAACUAUUUGUGGGACAGGCCUUCCAGAGUGGGACAAGUGGUGGUUUUCCCUAAUGGAACAGAAUAUAGCAGAGGUAGAGGCUAUGGAACCAGUGCCUUUAUAACCUAUGAGAGGCUGAGAAGCAGAGAUUUUAUAAAAGGAGAUGAUGCUUUUAUCCUACUGACGGUAGAAGACGUCUCUCAUCUCAAUUCCACACAAAAUCAGCCAGUUCCAACCUCUAGCGUUGAUGACCUCUGCUCAGAAAUCACAUGUGAGAAUGACGGCAUCUGCACUGUCAGAAACGGCAAAGCUGAGUGCAGGUGUCCAUCAGGGAAGGAUUGGUGGUACUCAGGAGAAAGGUGUGAAAAGAGAGGUUCAACCCGAGACACCAUUGUCAUUGCUGCUUCCUCUACUGCCGCUGUGUUUGCUGCAAUGCUAAUAGUCACUCUUGUCAGUGUCUACUGUACCAGGAAGAAAUAUCGUAAGAAGACGAGUUCUAACACAACAGCUAUGACUCUGGAAACUCAACAUGCUUUUUGAAGAUUAACUCAACAAUACAGCCAACCAAUGAAAUUUACGAAGAUCUUUCUUCAUGGACUUCAUCUCAGUUACAUCACAACCACCUCAUUUUUCUAAAAAUGAAUCUUUUCUGUCAAUAGUUGGAUGGACUAUAAAUCAUCAUUUUGGUAAAAGUCAACUUGAUGAAAUGUUGCUUGUGUUUCUUUUGUAUUUUUUAAUGAGAGGAAGCAAUUCAGACUCCACUGGGAGGGUAAUGCUGUCAAUAAAAGAGAGCACAAUUAGAGACAGCUUUCCAAACUACUGAUCCUUCUCUCUGGGGGUCAAGUGAGUCCCCAGAAACAUGAUCUUCCAUGUGGAAUCUCAGCAGUAGCAGAGCUGUCCUGUCCUGACUCUUUGGUGAAGCGUGCCCAAGCGUUUUUCUGUUAAAAUGCUGAUUACCAGUCUACAGACACUGUCACCCCAGGAAGAUGUUGUCAUCUUUCAGCUCUUCAGAAAGUCAAUAAGCAAAAUGCCUCGUGCAUCCCGAAGAAAAUGUGGCUGUGACCUUUGCUCUUGACCAACUCCUUUUGCUUUGACUUGACCACUUCUACCUCUUGGCAGCCAUUGUUUUGAUUGUGCUUUUCAUAAAACAUUAAUGAUUUUACCAUUA
This is a messenger RNA of Oryctolagus cuniculus (rabbit), 6753 nucleotides long. NCBI's taxonomy places the organism in Eukaryota, Metazoa, Chordata, Mammalia, Lagomorpha, Leporidae. The record is from RefSeq and is a predicted model, not a curated record.